Messenger RNA from Styela clava, 3349 nucleotides. NCBI's taxonomy places the organism in Eukaryota, Metazoa, Chordata, Ascidiacea, Stolidobranchia, Styelidae. The record is from RefSeq and is a predicted model, not a curated record.
GUUCGGUAUUGUUCAUUCAGUCAGUUGUGCAAUUUGAGCUGUUUUAUACCGGCUGUGUUGUUUCAGAAACAAGGGAAACCCGGAAAUUCUAGCUAGUUCUUAUCUUCUCGUGCAUGCUGAAGUCUUCAAAUAAUUUCCUGAGCCCAAAACCCCACGCUAGCCAAUAACUUGAAAAGAUGAUGGAUGGACUUGAUGACAGCCCUGACUUGCUCUCUGAAGAAGGAGAAAAAUCACAACGGUCAGUCAGUGUGGAUCUGACAGAUAACUCACUUGUUGUUGAUAUAUCUGAUGCUCUCAGUGAAAAAGAAAAAGUUAAAUUUACUGUUCACACCAGGACAACGAUGAAAGAAUUCGAGAAGUCAGAAUAUUCUGUCGUAAGGCAGCAUGAGGAAUUUGUGUGGCUUCAUGAUGCUUAUGUUGAGAAUGAAAAUUAUGCUGGAAUAUUGAUUCCACCUGCUCCUCCAAAGCCAGAUUUUGAAGCAUCUCGAGAGAAAUUGGGAAAAUUGAGCGAAGGUGAAGGAUCAAUGACAAAAGAAGAGUUCACAAGAAUGAAGCAAGAACUUGAAGCGGAAUAUCUGGCGAUUUUUAAGAAAACAGUGGCAAUGCAUGAGAUUUUCUUAUGCAGAAUUGCAGCACAUCCAAGCUUGAGAACUGAUAGCAAUUUCAAAGUUUUUCUAGUGUAUGAAAAUGAGCUGAAUGUAAGGGGCAAAAACAAAAAAGAACUUUUAUCUGGAUUUUUCAAGAACAUAACAAAAUCUGCUGAUGAGGCAUUGAUCUUGUCUGGACAAAAGGAUACUGAUGAUUUUUUUGAACAUGAGAAAUCAUUCAUCACAGAAUAUCACAGCAGAAUUAAAGAUGCAACAGGGAAAUCUGAUAAAUUUACAAAGACUCAUAGACAAUGUGCAGAUGAUUGCUUGACUAUUGCCAGGAAUCUGCAAUCUUUGGCAACAAUCGAAUAUUCUAUUGGAAGCAGUCAUCAAUCCCAAUUCGACAGAUUAAGUUGGAACAACAAUAUGUGGAUGUUGUUGAAAGUCCAUGACACGUUAGAAAAAAUCAGGAAACUGAUGUCGAGAGUUUCAUCAGAUGAAGAUUUAAAAUUAUCAGAUCUUCUGCGUUAUUAUAUGCGUGACACUCAGGCAUGCAAGGACUUGCUAUAUCGUCGUGCUAGAGCUAUGGCAAAUUAUGAAACUGCAAAUAAAGAAUUGGAUAAAGCAAGAGCAAAGGGAAAGAAUGUAAACCAGGCAGAAAAGAAUCAAGUUGAAACUCGAGAGAAGUUUGAAAAGCUUUCUGAAGUUGGUAAACAGGAAUUAACAGAGUUCAAAGGUCGACGUGUUACAGCUUUUAGGAAGAAUUUAAUCGAGCUUGGGGAACUUGAAGUCAAACAUUCCAAGGCGAUUGUCCAAGUGCUGAAGGGCUGUCUAACUGCUAUUGAGCAGAGUUAAAUAGAGAUAUAGAGAGAGAUUAUUAGAAGACUAAACGGUUGAAUAGAAUCGAAUCAUUCUGAUUUUGUUGAUGCAAAAACUACUACUUGAUUGUUGUUAUGAUUGAUUGAUAGAUUGAUAUUUUAUCACCUAUAGUAGAUUUUCUAUUCUCUGCCAAACAUUUUUGUUGAGUAUUUUAUGAUCUGUUAUCAGUGAUAUGAUAUCUCUCUAAUCUAACUUGAAAUGUUCAGUUGCAAUAUUUUUCAUUCUUUGAUUUUUAUCUUAUAAUAAUGUGAUUUUUCGUGAUGUCAAGAAUUUGGUUUGAGUGAGGUAAUUUUGUCUUCAUGUUUCGUUAUUUUAAAAAUGUUACUUGAAGAUUCGAUAUUGAAAAAAGUAUAUUGUAUUGUUCUGUGGUAUCACAAAAGCUUGACUAUUCAUACAGUAAAAUCAGUUCCAUUAUGUUAUGCUGUGAAUAUACACAUAUGCUAAGAGUGGUAAGUUAUUUAGAUAAUGACAUCUCCAUUGUUGUGAUAAAUGUAAAUUGGGAGGAGUUUGCUGCCUUCUUUGAUAUUCAACUUUUAAUGAUGCUUGACGUUGAUCAUUGUUCAUAUAUAAAAGCCGAUAAGUUAAAAAUACAGCGUUCUAUUUUUUGCUCUGUUAAAUAAAUAUGUUUAUUCAAUGAUAAUAUAUAACAAUAUAUAUCGGAAUAUACCCAUGAAUAUUACUAUUUUGUCAUCUCUAUUUGUUAUUAUAGCUAUUAUGAUUUCAGCCAAAUCUUAUUUACUAGAUUGCUAUUGAAUUUAUAUUAUAUCACUUUAUCUACCAAUCAUUUAGAUUUAUUGUAUGAUGAUUGAGAAUUCUGACCUUGUUUUGUUGAAAAGUAAAAAAUUUUGAUUUCCAUUAGGAUGCAAGUUUGACUUGAUUGGCGAUCUUAAAUCUUUGACUGAUGUCACAUGUGAUAAUCCAUCAUUAUCUCUUAUUAAGCACAUAUUUGAAACCAGCAGUAUAUCAUAUGAUUUUUCUUACUUCGGUGCUAUUGAUUCGUUAUUUCAUCUGAUACUGAAUUUUAAGAAUAUCCCAAUAGGCUGGCUCGCUGCAUUUUGUAUGACGAGGAUAGAUUUACCUAUACUUGGAGUAUGAGUAAAAAAAUCCUUAUAAAUAUUCUGCAUCGGCCUAUCAUUGGAACUGUCAAAGUGAUAUAGGUGUAGCAUCAGUACAUUUCUAUGUUAAUUUCAAUGAUGCAGUUUGCUAUACUUGCUAUGAUUGGAGGUUUUCAUAAAAAUAAAUGUCAUUAAUAGGAUGUGGUAUAGAUAUUAUGCAAUUCAUAGUAUGUUAUUAUAAUCUUGUUUUAAUCAUCUGUUUUUGAUGCUUUUCGACACAAUAAUGCGACUUAGUGGAAUUUCCAUUUAUUGAUAGCUGAAACCUCAUCAAAACAAAUAUUUUUGCGUGGAGUCUCUGUAGACAAAUAUCUGUUUCAAAAUUUUUAUAGAGGAUGAGAAUAACAUUUUGUAAGUCAUGCUCUUGACUUGGCAGGUCGUCUCACUCAUUUUCUAUACUUAAGUGUAUUCAAAACGUUAUAUAUAUAUAUAUAAUAAACAUAAUCAUAUUCAUGAUGCAUAUUUUGUUAAAUUUAACGAUUUUUUGUUAGUUUACCAUCAAUUACAGAUCAAUUCUUUUUCGGUUGAAAUGAGUGUUCGCCCUGUGCUGUCUAGAAUUUUUUGACAAAAGUAACAUGUCUUGGAUUGAUAUUACACUGAUAGAGAAGUGCUGUAUAGUGGAAAUUGAUAACUUGAUGUUAACUGUGAUUUGGUCCGGUGUUGAUAUAUGUUUCCUCAGAUCCACAUUGAAGAUGCCUGAAUUCAUUUUACUUACUAAUAAUUGUGAUUUUGUGUAUGAUUCCCAUUUGCAAAAUAAAAAGAUUUAUAUUA